Messenger RNA from Xenopus tropicalis (tropical clawed frog), 2262 nucleotides. It is a transcript of the gene thoc1, whose product is annotated as THO complex 1 protein. The transcript is spliced from 21 exons. The coding region runs from base 75 to 2090 and encodes 671 amino acids. Gene Ontology annotation, biological process: signal transduction. The record is from RefSeq and is a predicted model, not a curated record. Lineage: Eukaryota; Metazoa; Chordata; Amphibia; Anura; Pipidae.
CCGCCACAACCAUAGAGUCGGAAUUCCAAGCUGAUAGGAGCGCUCCGAACGCGGACCGGAAGCUCCUGGACGCUAUGGCGUCAUCAUACAGCGACGGCGGUGUUCCGAACGGGAGCAAUAUGUCGCCGUUGUCAUUUUGUUUGACUGAAGCAAAAGAUAAAUUCACGGUUGCCACCAGAGAAGCAGUGGGAUGCAAGAACAUCAAACCCUUGCUGAACAUAUUUACCCAGCUGCCUGGAAGUGAAAAUGAAAAGAAACCGACGCUUGAUCAAGUAUUCAGAGUUGUUCUUGAGGAGGAAAUUAUAAACCAAGUAUCAUGUGAAAACUGUCUAGCUAUUAUAUCACUGGCCAUAAAUGGGGUUACAGAUGGUAUUUGCACUGCAACGACACCAUUUGUGCUCUUGGGAGAUGUGCUUGACUGUCUGCCUCUAGCGUACUGCGACAAGAUCUUCACUUUUGUUGAGAAAAAUGUUGGUACCUGGAAAUCUAAUACAUUUUACUCAGCGGGGAAAAACUACCUGCUACGGAUGUGUAAUGAUCUCUUAAGAAGACUAUCAAAAUCUCAGAACACAGUUUUCUGUGGAAGGAUUCAACUAUUUCUUGCACGACUCUUCCCUCUCUCUGAAAAAUCUGGCUUGAACUUGCAGUCACAGUUUAAUUUGGAGAAUGUCACUGUAUUUAAUGCCAAUGAGCAGGAAAGCACAUUGGGACAGAAGGUGGAAGAAAAAGAUGACGGGAUGGAGAUUGAAGAAGGGGAAAUGGGAGAUGAUGAUGCACCUAAUAGUUCAUCUAUCCCCAUAGACUACAACCUGUAUAGGAAGUUCUGGACACUUCAAGACUUCUUCAGGAAUCCUGUGCAGUGUUACGACAAGAACUCCUGGAAAACCUUUCUCAAAUUUUCAGAUGAAGUUCUUACUGUAUUUAAAAGUUAUAAGCUGGAUGAUACUCAGGCAUCAAGGAAAAAGAUCGAAGAGCUAAAAUCUGGAGGAGAACAUGUGUAUUUUGCCAAAUUUUUGACCAGUGAAAAGUUAAUGGAUCUGCAGCUGAGUGACAGCAACUUCCGUCGCCAUAUAUUGGUUCAGUACCUUAUUCUGUUUCAGUAUCUAAAGGGACAAGUCAAAUUUAAAAGUUCCAAUUAUAUUCUUCUAGAUGAACAGUCUCUUUGGAUUGAGGACACCACCAAGCUUGUCCAUCAGCUGCUUUCUGAAACACCUCCAGUUGGGGAAAAGUUUUCUAAAACAGUGGAGCAUAUACUGAAUACUGAAGAAAACUGGAACGCAUGGAAAAACGAAGGCUGUCCAAGUUUUGUAAAGGAAAGACCAACAGAAACAAAGCCACAGAAAAUGGCAAAAAAACGGCCAUUACCGGAGGAGUUUCUAGGAAAAGGUUCAAAUAAGAAAAUGUCCAUGGGAAAUGAUGAGUUAACUCGGCUUUGGAAUCUGUGCCCUGACAACAUGGAAGCAUGCAGAUCUGAAAGCAGGGAGUUUAUGCCAUCUUUGGAACAGUUCUUUGAAGAGGCCAUUGAACAAGCUGAUCCUGAAAAUAUGGUGGACAAUGAGUAUAAGGUGGUGAAUAAUGCCAAUUAUGGCUGGAGGGCACUUAGACUGUUGGCACGCCGAAGCCCCCAUUUCUUUCAACCUACCAACCAGCAGUUUAAAAGCUUACCAGAAUACCUGGAGAAUAUGGUGAUCAAGCUAGCUAAAGAAUUGCCUCCACCAUCAGAAGAAAUAAAAACUGUUGAUGAAGACGAAGAUGAGGACAAUGAAUCUUUGUUAAAGGAGAACAAUGAAAGUCCAGCCGAAGUACAACAACAAAAACUGAGCAUGAGUGAGCAGAUUGAGUCAUUCGCUAACAAACUGGGCGAGCACUGGAAGACACUCGCCCCCCAUCUGGAUAUGAAGGAGAUGGACAUUAAAGUGAUAGAAUCUGACACUGAGGAUGCAAAAAUGAGAGCGAAGCUCCUGCUUCUCGCUUGGCAAGAGCGAGAGGGAGGCCAUGCAAACUUGGAGAAUCUAAUAAGUGCACUGAAUAGCGCCGGCUUAAAUGAACUGGCAGAAAGCAUAACCAAUGACUCUGAAAAUGGUUCCUGAUUAUUACCUGGAUUGUUUGUUUUUUGCAAGGAGGACUUCCUUACCCACUGCUGCUUACAUGCCCUCAUAGUUAGCUGGGUAACUUUCAUAGAGAUUUUUUUUUUUUUUUUUUAAAUGUAAUAAUUGUGGGGUGGGAGGGGCUGAAUGUUUAUUAAAGCAUUUUCUAUUUCCA